UUUAAUUAUUACUUUUAUAAUUUGAUAGAUUAAACAAAUCAUGCUAAAAUUGUCAUUUGACUUUUAAUGUCCAGUACUAUUUGCCUAGAGAUUUUAGCAUCAAUGCAACCUUUAUCAAUGUGUUUUUUUCUUCUAAAUAAUGGAACAAGGUAAUUUUUCUACAAUGUAUUUAAAUGUUAUUUACAUACAUUCUGAUUUGACAGGGAAAGGGGUGGCCAAACAUCAGGCGAAAGCAAUGGAAUGGUUCAGAAAAGCAGCAGAUCAGAGACAUCCUCAUGCAUCUUACAAUCUUGCUGUGGGACAUCUAAAGGGAUUCAAAUCUAAUCUGAAACCAGGGGAGGCCCAUCAGCUGAUUUCCCAUGCUGCCCUCAAAGGGAAAGUGAUGGACAAACAUCAAGCGAAAGCAAUGGAAUGGUUCAGAAAAGCAGCAGAUCAGGGACAUCCUCAUGCAUCUUACAAUCUUGCUGUGGGACAUCUAAAGGGAUACAAAACUAAUCUGAAACCAGGGGAGGCCCAUCAGCUGAUUUCCCAUGAUGCACUUAAAGGGAAAGGGAUGGACAAACAACAGGCGAAGGCAAUAGAAUGGUCCAGGAAAACAGCAGAGAGGCAUACUAAUGGAACAUUCAAUCUUGCUGUGGGACAUCUAAAGGGAUUCAAAUCUAAUCUGAAACCAGGGGAGGCCCAACAGCUGAUUUCCCAUGCUGCCCUCAAAGGGAAAGUGAUGGACAAACAUCAAGCGAAAGCAAUGGAAUGGUUCAGAAAAGCAGCAGAUCAGGGAGAUCCUCAUGAACAUUACAAUCUUGCUGUGGGACAUCUAAAGGGAUUCAAAACUAAUCUGAAACCAGGGGAGGCCCAUCAGCUGAUUUCCCAUGAUGCACUUAAAGGGAAAGGGAUGGACAAACAACAGGCGAAGGCAAUAGAAUGGUCCAGUAAAACAGCAGAGAGGCAUACUAAUGGAACAUUCGAUCUGGCUGUGGGACAUCUAAAGGGAUUCAAAUCUAAUCUGAAACCAGGGGAGGCCCAUCAGCUGAUUUCCCAUGCUGCCCUCAAAGGGAAAGUGAUGGACAAACAUCAAGCGAAAGCAAUGGAAUGGUUCAGAAAAGCUGCAGAUCAGGGAGAUCCUCAUGAACAUUACAAUCUUGCUGUGGGACAUCUAAAGGGAUUCAAAACUAAUCUGAAACCAGGGGAGGCCCAUCAGCUGAUUUCCCAUGAUGCACUCAAAGGGAAAGUGAUGGACAAACAUCAAGCGAAAGCAAUGGAAUGGUUCAGAAAAGCAGCAGAUCAGAGACAUCCUCAUGCAUCUUACACUCUUGCUGUGGGACAUGUAAAGGGAUACAAAACUAAUCUGAAACCAGGGGAGGCCCAUCAGCUGAUUUCCCAUACUGCCCUCAAAGAGAAAGGGAUGGCCAAACAUCAGGCGAAAGCAAUGGAAUGGUUCAGAUAUUUCAGAAAAGCAGCUGACCAAGGGCAUCCUCAUGUACCUUACAAUCUUGCUGUGGGACAUCUAAAGGGAUUCAAAACUAAUCUGAAACCAGGGGAGGCCCAUCAGUUGAUUUCCCAUGCUGCAUCAAAAGGUGAGAAGGAGGUCCACCAAGUUCUGAGCGAAAUCUGUAAACGUGGAGGCUGUCAGUAGUCAAGGAGUUGUCAGAGGUUACGAGUAGUCUAGCAGUACUUCUCUGGGCUGUCAAUUAUCCAUCAGGACCUUACUUUGGCAGGGAUUUCUAAAUUAAAAUACUUUUUUUAAAUAUUCGUUGGAGGAGGAGUUUUAUAACAGUAUCAUUCAGUUUUUUGUUUGAGUGGAACUAACAUAAAAUAAAACUAUGGUUAACUAUCACAUCUUGUGUGUUGUAAAACCUAGAGAAUCUUUGCUGAUUUGUAUAUUAUUACAUUGAUUUAUUUAUGCUUUUUCAUGUUUUAAUGAUUAAUUUAUUAAAUCUGCAGAUUGUAAAGUUCA
This is a messenger RNA of Pecten maximus, 1954 nucleotides long. RefSeq names its product secretory immunoglobulin A-binding protein EsiB-like. Gene Ontology annotation, molecular function: protein binding. The transcript is spliced from 24 exons. Bases 140 to 1633 code for a protein of 497 amino acids. The record is from RefSeq and is a predicted model, not a curated record. Lineage: Eukaryota; Metazoa; Mollusca; Bivalvia; Pectinida; Pectinidae.